UCAUACACAUACUGCAUGCAGCAAGCGGGCAAUUAUGUAUUUAUGACUAAAAGUUGUCUGAUUUUCUGUGCAGACUUCUUGUUUCUUAAAAUUGGGGCGGUUCCUCAUACCUGACACCGAAGCGUUGAUUUUCAAUAAAUUGUCUACUCAACAGACAAUCAUUGCAGAUCAAGCUUCGCUGUCACCUUUAGCCAAUCAUGAUUCACUGUCUGAUAGAAAAUCGUGACGUUUUCUGCAUAUCAAUGAUUGAGAGAAUAAGAAGCACAUCACGUAAUAACUGCAAGAGUGAAGACAGGGAUUCUACAGGCCUGAAGCUGCCUUCCUUCCGAAGCCCGUAUUCAGCAGUCUGCAGAUAAAGAGAAGGAAGAUGGCAGAUAUCUUCAACUUCCCCACGUACACCCGCGCGGUUGUCCGAGAGAUCCCCAGCAGUCUGAACGAUGGACUCCGCAUGGACGGAUUUGAUGAGAUCGCCGAUGUAGACAAAGCCAGAGAAGAACAUCAAUGUUUAGUCCAGGCGCUGAAAGAUUUGGGGCUGGAGGUGACCGUCCUUCCAGCAGAGGAUUCCAUGCCGGACUGCGCCUUUGUGGAGGACGUUUGCGUCGUGCUGGGCGACAGGGCGCUGAUGACGAGGCCUGCUGACGAGUGUAGGAGGCUAGAGGUCGACAGUGUGGAGAGGUGCAUGAGGGACCUGGGGCUGGAGAUACACCGCAUCCAGGACCAAGAAGCCACUCUUGAAGGGGGUGAUGUCAUCUUCACGGGCACAGAGUUUUUCGUGGGAGAAUCAACGCAGUCAAACAAGGCUGGUCACAAAAUUCUGGCCGAGACCUUCCCAGAAUUCCCUGUGCAUUCCAUCUACGUUACUCCACCGGAAGUUCACCUGAAGGGCUUUUCCGCCAUGGCUGCGCCUGGCAUCAUCGCAUUGGUGGACUCCCAAAAUGGAAGAGACGGGUGGAAGGAGAUGUGUGCAAAAAGUGACUACAAGUACGAAGCCAUAUGGCUGUCUGAGGACUGUGCGGAGAACUGUCUCUAUGUAAACGGGACAAUCGUCCACGGUCCCGAGCGCCAGUUCCCUGAAAGCUAUAAGGUGUUCACCAAGGCUCUGGCCGACUACCCGCGAAUAGAGGUGUCCACAGAGGAGGUGUACAAACUAUCCGCUGCGCUGACCUGUCAGUGUCUCCUGUUCUAGAGGCAUCGAAAGCAGAUAGCACUGCAACAUGUAAUCUCCAAGCAGAUUCCUCCGUGGCCCAUUUCACUCCUCUGCCGGCUAAACUCCUUCCCCAGCUUAUGUUACUGUUUUAUGCCACCGGAGGAAUCUGCUUGGAGAUUAUGCAACAUGCACACGAAACACGAAGAGACUUAAGGUUCGCAUUGCACUGUAGCUAUAGAUGUCGCUGCCUGCAGAUCCGAUCCAAAACGUUAUGUCAUGUUACAAUUUUAAGACCCUAUAUCCGUACACAAAAUAAAGCGCUUAUCAACAAGCUUUCGAUCAGUCCUCUGAUCCUCAUCAAGUUGAAAUGACCCAAAGUCUAAGUGACACAUCCGAACCGGAAGUGUGACGUCAGCAAAGGGUCAAAGGUGCUUAGCAGUCGGUAUCGGCCCCCGUUAUGUAUUUUCAUUUUGUACUGUCAUGAUUUUCUUUGUGCAUACAAAGGGUAUACCAGUAAGUACCAGCGUCAUUGCAAUAUACAAUACUAAAAAUGUACA
This is a messenger RNA of Branchiostoma floridae (Florida lancelet), 1704 nucleotides long. Its product is annotated as N(G),N(G)-dimethylarginine dimethylaminohydrolase 1-like. NCBI's taxonomy places the organism in Eukaryota, Metazoa, Chordata, Leptocardii, Amphioxiformes, Branchiostomatidae. Gene Ontology annotation, molecular function: amino acid binding; dimethylargininase activity. The coding region runs from base 368 to 1186 and encodes 272 amino acids. Gene Ontology annotation, biological process: arginine metabolic process; positive regulation of nitric oxide biosynthetic process. The record is from RefSeq and is a predicted model, not a curated record. The transcript has 6 exons.